AUGGAAUCAUGCCGUAAAUAUAUGCUGACCUUCCCGCGUUUGCCUGAUCCAGAGGGCCCGCAGUUCUCCACUCGUGCUGAGAGCAACAUGUACCGCGCCUGGGGCGGUAGCGUGAUCAACAUGUCCGUUCUCCCCGAGGCCAAGCUCGCCCGUGAGGCCGAGAUCGCCUACCAGAUGAUCUGUAUGUCGACCGACUAUGACUGCUGGCAUGACUCGGCCGAUGUUACCGUGGAGAUGGUGAUGGGUAACAUGAAGGCGAACGCUGAAAAUGCUCGUCGUUUCGUGACCGCCGUCCUGGAUGCUCUCGCUGGACAGGAGCACACCGAGUUGGUUCAAGCCAAGCACCUUGCUGGGUCAAUUAAGUUUGGCGUGAGCACACCACAGCCGCACUGGAGCCCUGAAGCCAAGAAGAAGCUGGACUGGCUGUUCCCAGGAUACUUUUGA
Messenger RNA from Penicillium cosmopolitanum, 444 nucleotides. RefSeq lists its product as uncharacterized. Bases 1 to 444 code for a protein of 147 amino acids. Gene Ontology annotation, cellular component: cytosol. Gene Ontology annotation, molecular function: S-methyl-5-thioadenosine phosphorylase activity. NCBI's taxonomy places the organism in Eukaryota, Fungi, Ascomycota, Eurotiomycetes, Eurotiales, Aspergillaceae. Gene Ontology annotation, biological process: nucleoside metabolic process. The transcript has a single exon. The record is from RefSeq and is a predicted model, not a curated record.